AUGAAUCCCGUACAGCCACAGGCCGGUCAGGCCGCGCCGGGUCAGGCCAAGCCGCCCAUGUACCAGCCGGCACAGAUCCGCAACUUGCCUUUCCUCAGCGACGAAGAGAAGACGAAAUACGAGCAGGGCUUAAUGGGUCUUUGGAACCGCGUCAAUAACUCGCCCGCUAACAGCCCCGAUCAACUUGCCGCCCGAACUAAGAUUAUCGACUUCUCCAAGAUGCUGAUUGGCAAGAUCCAGGCCCGAAGGAACCAAGCAGCCCAACAAGGUCGCCAGGCAGGAGCCGUCCAGCCCACUGGCCAACCCAAUCCAGCCGCCCAAGCCGCCGCUCAGCAACAGCAACAGCAACAGCGCACACCUAGCGUUGGCGGAGCAAACGACCCCAAGGCUGCUGCUGCUCUCGCGGCUGCUGCCAACCGUCCUGGUCAGCCAGCGGCGCCGCUCGCAGCGUCUGCUACACCUGCCACAGCUGCGGCUAUUGGAAGACCCAAGAUCCCGGAUCACCUGCUGCAGUAUGUGGCCAAGAUGACGUUCCGCCCUCCUGUUCAGCUGGCUGAAAAGAACCCCGCGGACGCCGCCAAGUGGAUUGAAGAGAUGAAGGAGCGAUAUGCGAGGGCACUUAUGACAAUGGAGAACAGCAAGAACAAGGUCGCUGCAAUGGACAAGAUACUUAACGACCGCGCGCAGGCUGGCAACCCGCUCAAGGAUGACGACUUGGCGCGAUACAAGACGAGCCGUGAGCAGCAGCUCAAGCUGCACUCAGAUGCACAUAAGUGGGUGGAGAGCGUGCGCAAGCAGCAGGAGAUGCUGGGUAAUGCACAGGCUUCUACUAUGCAGCCCAAUGUCGCAGCCGCUGCUGCUGCCGCCAAUAACCAACGAGCUGCUGCUGCCGCGGCGGCUGCCAACCAGGCCGGAGCUGCUUCGGUCAACGCUGCCGUCGACGCUGCCAAGGCGCAACAGAUGGCUGCUAACAGAGCCGCUGCUAACGGCACGCCGACUGGGCAGGCGCAAGCGCGACCCAUUGGCCAGCAAGCGGGAGCUGCUAUUAAGCAAGAGCCGCAGGCACCAGGCCCCGUCAACACGGCUGUAGCGCAGGCGCAGGCGCAACAGCAGGCAAAUCUUGCCGCCGGUCGUGUGCAGACUCCGCAGUCGGCAACACCCACGACAGCACCCGGUGGCACGAGAGCACUGAGCCACCAGGCGGCCAUGAGCCUGGCAAACCAACGCGCGGCUUCUACUCCCGGCGCCGUCGCUGGCCAGGCGACAGCAGCUGCAUCUACUCCUACCACCAUGGGAGGCACGGCCAUGAACCAAAACACAGCGGCCAGCAACGGCCAACAGGGCCAUUCACACGCGCACCCUACACAGCAGCAGGUUCCGUUGCAAUCCAAGAUGCCCAUUCAGAAGCAGCUUCCAGAGCGUGCAACAGCUGUGCCUCAAGGUGUCAGCAUGGGUGGUGGUGUUGCUUCCGGACGACCUACCAUGUCGCAAGGCAGCGGUAGCAUUGGCGGCGUUAUGAACCAGCCUGCCGUGAACAGAGUCCCCGUGUAUACUCAUCGUGCUGUUAGCGACCACGUCUUGAGCAAGAAGAAGCUGGACGAGCUCGUCCGACAAGUGACCGGCGCCCCUGCCGAGGGCCAGGAAGGAAACUUGCUUACUCCCGAAGUUGAAGAGAGCGUCCUCAACAUGGCGGAUUCAUUUGUCGACAACGUACUCAAUGCAGCAUGCCGCAACUCGCGAGAACGCGGCUCCAAGGUGCUUGAGAUUCGCGAUAUUCAGCUCGUGCUAGAACGCACUUACAACAUUCGUGUACCGGGCUACUCGUCAGAUGAGCUACGCACUAUCCGCAAGGUGCAGCCUUCGCCGGGAUGGAUCGCCAAGAUGAGUGCGGUGCAGGCGGCAAAGGUGAUGCCUGGCAAGUCGGACUAA
Molecule: messenger RNA, 1929 nt
Organism: [Torrubiella] hemipterigena
Lineage: Eukaryota; Fungi; Ascomycota; Sordariomycetes; Hypocreales; Clavicipitaceae
Source: the annotation of a GenBank genome assembly